ACUUUAGUAGGCUAGCUAGCAGGUCUUUUGUCGACAUCUUGUGGCAGCAUUAAUUGCCAAACGAUAGAUAGUCCCUCUUCUUUGUUAAACACUUGACUCUUUUAGGGUGAAACACAACUCGAAUUGUAUUAAUCUUAGCUCUUUGACUUUCAUAAAAUAUUUUAUAUAUAGGCCUACCGUAACAUACUUAGCCUACUUUCUUUGAUCUGGUAAAUAUCUGGGGAGUGGAGUGGCAUGACUGCUGCUGCUGCCAGUGCAGAAGAGGCGCAGGAUUAUUACGUCUUCAAACGGAAGCAAAGGAGAUUUCCAGAAAAGACUUGUGGAGCCCAGAAACGUCGGUUGUAGUUUCUCGCAUUGGCGUGGCUUCUUAGUUUCCUUUCCAUAGCCUUACACAACGAUUACAAAGGACAUAGUGUAUUUUACCAUUUGUACCGUGCUUUCCGAGUUUGAAGCGUCUGGGCUCGUUGUAGCACGCAUAACUGCAAGUUAAGACCAUCAGUAUGACGACCAUUGACUACAGCGUGUGGGACCAUAUCGAGGUGUCAGACGAUGAAGACGACACACACCCUAACAUCGAUACGCCUAGUCUUUUCAGAUGGCGACAUCAGGCGCGUGUGGAGCGGAUGGAGGCCUUUCAGAAGAAGGGCGAGGAGCUGGAGAAGGUGCUGACCGACAGCAAGAAGAAGCUAGCGGACGCCCAGAAAAAGGUGCGUGAUCUGGAAGGCGCAGCCACAGACGAGGCAAAGGCGGAGCUGGUGAAGGCGCAGGCGGAGGAGAAGCAGGUGCGGAGGGAGGAGCGCGCCGCCGAGAAGAAGCUGGACGAGUACCACCGCGAGGAGAAGAAGCAGCCCUGGAACGUGGACACGCUCUGCAAGGAGGGCUUCAGCAAGAGUGUGCUGAACAUCAAGCCCGAGAACCAGGAGGAGACGGAAGACGAGAAGGAGGAGAAGCAUAAGACCUUCGUGGAGAAACACGAGAAAGAGAUCAAACACUUUGGUAUGAUGCGGCGCUGGGACGACAGCCAGAAGUACCUGUCGGAUAACCCCCACCUGGUGUGCGAGGAGACGGCCAACUACCUGGUGAUCAUGUGCAUCGACCUGGAGGUGGAGGAGAAACACGCGCUGAUGGAGCAGGUGGCCCACCAGACCAUUGUCAUGCAGUUCAUUCUGGAGCUGGCCAAGAGCCUCAAGGUCGACCCCCGCGGCUGCUUCCGCCAGUUCUUCACCAAGAUCAAGACUGCAGACCAGCAGUACCAGGAUGCCUUCAACGAUGAGCUGGAGUCGUUUAAGGAGCGUGUGCGCGGCCGGGCGAAGAUCCGCAUCGAGAAGGCCAUGAAGGAGUACGAGGAGGAGGAGCGCCAGAAGAGGCUCGGCCCCGGGGGUCUGGACCCUGUGGAGGUCUACGAGUCCCUGCCCGAGGGGAUGCAGAAGUGCUUUGACGAGAAGGACAUCUCGUUGUUACAGGAUGCUAUCAGCAAAAUGGACCCUACGGAGGCCAAGUACCACAUGAAGCGCUGCAUCGACUCAGGGCUCUGGGUUCCCAACUCACGGACGGACGGCGACGACGAUGACAAGGAGGACGAUAAAGACGACGAGCCAAAGUAUGAAGAAGUGAAGAGAGAAACAGCGGAAGAAGAAAAAGAAGAGAAAUGACUUUGAGAUCCAAAACUCCCCAACACACCCCGCCCUCCCCUUUCCCCCUCUCCAUCCUGUCAUGAACCUGUUUCUAGCCCUCUCCCAGCCCAAACCAAAACUACAUUUCCCAGGGUGCUCUCUUUCUUCCCCCACACUUCCUCAUCCUGCAUUAAAACAACUGGUCAUGGUUUCCAAAUGUUCUUGGUGCAAUUGGAGGACAGAUACCAUAGACAGCUUUUCAUAACUGAGCUAGUGAAAUGCUUAAAUGGAAACCGGUGUGUUUGAAAUGGUGUGGUGGUUAUUAACCAAAUCAUUAGCUUCUGCUAACCACGGCUUAAGUGUUGCCAGCCUUAAGCUGAUUCACACUUGCUGGACUUCACAAUUGUCUAGUCUUACUACGGCUUUCAACUCUGCUCAGUGCAACGCAGUAGCGCAGACAAUAACACAUCAGGUAAUACUCCUGUUAAUGAACUGGUGGAUAAAGAAAGAAGUAUUUUUUUUUUUAAAGUAGAUCCUCCUGAGGCAUCCUCCUGGGUGAGAGCCAGAACCUUCUCCCCCGGUGUGGUUACGGCUGGCGGCGCUGAUCCACAGUCUGGUUUUGGUGGUGCUGCUCACACCUGAGCUUCACCUGAGUGGGACCAGGCUCUGGUGUGGGCCAGACCCUAUGGUAACAUGCUGCGUGACUGCUGUGCUGCUGGGACUCAUGGAGUGCUGUGGGUUUUUUUUUUCCACUAUGGCUAAAGCAGGAUGAGUAAAUGUGAUUAUCAGCUUUUGGAGAUGUGCUCUCUCUCUCUCUUUCUCUGUCUUUCUCUCUCUCUCUUUCUCUCCAUCCCUUCUAUUUGACCCAUAAUCCUGUUUGUCCUGCAUGGCUGAAGCCACCCCCCACCCCCCACACACACACACACACACACACACACACACACGCGCACACACACAUACAUACUCUCCAAACCCUUCAGUUAACUCCACUGUCUACCCUUUUCUUAGAUGCGCAAUGCCAUUUUAAGUUUAUCCGUUUUGUUUUGUGUUUUUGUUUUAGUUUUAAUUUUUUUUUUUUUUUGUAUUACUCACUAUAUGAUUGUCACUGUUGGUUAGACAGAAACUAGGCUAAGUUCCAAGGGGUACCUCUGGGCAAUGAUGGCAAGGCACAGGUGAAGGGUGACUGACCUGUCCAACAUAGCGGUCGUGUUGGGGCCAUAAAGUGACCGAGGUGACCGAGUAAGCAACGCUGGUGCGAAUGUGGAGCCCUCGCUCUCCCCCUACCACUCCCCUCUGUCAUCAUCAUCAUCAUUGAGAGUCACACUCGGUCACGUCUUUUCACCGAUGACUUUUUUUUUUUUUCAGACCCCUCAUGACUGACACCCGCCGCCCCUUCGUCACUCAUUUUAGCACACACACACCCCACCCCCGACCCCUGUCCCCGACCCCCACAUCAACGUUCAACCCCUACUCUUUUUACUAGGACUCGUGUGUUUGUGUCUCUUAGUAAAGGUUCUGCUGUAUAAAAUGAA
Molecule: messenger RNA, 3145 nt
Organism: Alosa alosa (allis shad)
Lineage: Eukaryota; Metazoa; Chordata; Actinopteri; Clupeiformes; Clupeidae
Gene: cdc37
Product: cell division cycle 37 homolog (S. cerevisiae)
Exons: 9
Coding region: 501-1652 (383 amino acids)
Biological process (GO): protein folding; protein stabilization
Cellular component (GO): cytoplasm
Molecular function (GO): heat shock protein binding; protein-folding chaperone binding; protein kinase binding
Source: RefSeq, a predicted model, not a curated record